Molecule: messenger RNA, 831 nt
Organism: Rhodotorula toruloides NP11
Lineage: Eukaryota; Fungi; Basidiomycota; Microbotryomycetes; Sporidiobolales; Sporidiobolaceae
Exons: 3
Coding region: 1-831 (276 amino acids)
Source: RefSeq, a predicted model, not a curated record
AUGGACCCCUACGCGCUCUACAACAAUACCGAAACUCCCGCCGCCGGUCCCGGCCCCAACUCGAUGGCCUUUCGCGCCAACCUCGCCCCGGCUUCACAAGAAGACGACAUGUAUCGCCUUCCCGACGUCCCUGCGCACUUCCAGACUGCGCCCGCCCCAGCGAGCGAAGUUCCCGUCGACCCCAGCUUGGCGAAUGGGUCAACGGGCGCGAAGGAUGGAGAUGCGGCGCCUCCGCCGCGAAAGAGGCGGAGGAAGUCGCCUGCUCAGCCGGCGAAGCGGAAGAAGCGGGUCGACACGCCUGUCGAAGCAGUAGAGGAGUCAGAUGGAGAGGACGAUGACGGCGCGGGGUCGUCGCCUGCUGAUUCGGGUCGAGCGAGGAGCGUCUCUCUCGCUGCGUCGGUUAUGAAGGGAAAGGGACGAGGCGGCGGCGCAAGCACAGCCGCGAAGAACGGACUCAAGAUCAGGUUACCGAAAGGCGUCGAGGUGCCGCCUAUUCCGACGCUAUUCCAGGGGCACACGAACCUGGGCAAGUUGCUCGACUCGGUCAAGCAGGUGGUCGUUGCGGGAGGGGGUGAGGCGCGUGUGUUCGAGGGCGAGGGCGAGGACGUCAUGACGGAGGAACAGCUGGACGAACUCGAGCGUGCGACAGACCCCGAACUCGUCAUCAAGCUCCUCGCUGACCUCGCGCACCAGCGCGAAACGCUCGACCAGGCGUAUGCAACGCUCAACGACGAGCUGUUCAAGGCGCAGAUCGAGGCGAGCGUGCUCAACAACGUCCAGGCACUGCUAGUGGAACAACGCGAGCUGAUGCGAAAGGCGCAGACGGGGUGA